AUGUACACCACGCCGAGUGGCGAUGCGUGCCUGCCCUGCCACGCCACCUGCGCCGAGUGCUCCUCGCACCGGUCCAGCGCCUGCACUGCCUGCCCAGGCACGCAUGUGCUGGACCGCGGGCACUGUCGGGAGGCGUGCCCGGCCCUGGGGUUCUUCCAGGAGGGCAACGUCUGCACGCCCUGCCACGGGUCGUGCCUGUCGUGUGGCGGCCCGGGCGCCGACCAGUGCCAGCUGUGCCCCCGGUCGCACAUCUUCCACCGGGACCAGUGCCUGGCGGACUGCCCGCCGUCCAGCACCCCGCUGGGCGGGUCGUGCGCCGAGUGCGACGACUCCUGCACCGCGUGCACCGGUCCCAACUCGAACCAGUGCACCGCGUGCGCGCCGACCGCGCCGCAGCUCUGGGACGGGGCCUGCCUCGGGGACUGUCCGGGGGGCACCUUCCCGGAGACGGGCAGCAGCAUGUCGCUGGACACGUGCCUGCCCUGCGCGCCCUACUGCCUGGAGUGCGGUGGCCCGGCCGGGGCCCAGUGCACUCGGUGUAUCGAGGGCCUGGUCCUGCACCCGGUGCAUGGGUGUGUCUCGUCCUGCGGCCGGGGGCUGGUGCUGAUGGGCAACCAGUGCACCGCCUGCAGCCCCGGGUGCCGGCACUGCGAGGGGUCUCCCGAGCACUGCACCCAGUGCCCGGAGGGCAUGCUCCUUGGGACCGCGGCCGGGACCUGCGUGCCGAGCUGUGGUCAGCAGGAGUUCGCCGACCUGGCGACCCCCUCGCUGGCGCGGUGCGUGGCCUGCCACGCGGACUGCGUCUCCUGCGAGCGUGGCUCCGGGUCGGAGCACUGCACCGUCUGCCGGCCGGAGCUGGCUUUCUUGGUGGGUGUCGGCUGCGUGGCCGCCUGCCCGGAGGGCCACUUCAAGCGGGAGGGCCCUUUGCCGGGUGGGCACGAGUGCGCCCGGUGCGCGGACACCUGCGCCGCCUGCACCGGGCCGGAGAUGGCCCAGUGCACGCGCUGCGUCGGUGACCGUCUGCUGAUGGCGGAGGCCGGGGUGUGCCUGCCUGCCGGGGAGGACGCCUGCCCGGCCGGGUGGCACACGGAUGCCGCGGCCCGGCGCUGCCUCCGCUGCCCGGAGGGCUGUCUCUCGUGCGAUGCCUCGGUCGAUGACUGCGAGCAGUGCCAGCUGGACCGGCAGCUGAUCCGGCUGCUGGACCGGGCGCCCACGGAGGGCACCCCG
Molecule: messenger RNA, 1227 nt
Organism: Fonticula alba
Lineage: Eukaryota; Rotosphaerida; Fonticulaceae
Exons: 1
Source: RefSeq, a predicted model, not a curated record